UGGGGCCGCGGCCUGGUCCCGGGCCGGAGCCGCAGCCGGAGGCGCCGGGCCGGCCCUGCCGAGGCGGGCAGAGAGCGGCCGGGCCGGUGGGGACCCUCCCGCCCCCCUCGGGGCAGGGAAAGCCGGCUUCGUAAACAAUGGAGUCAGACGUAAAAGUGAAUGAACAUUUUAAAAGCCAGUUUAAGGCUUAUCAAGAACAACAGCAAAGGCGGCUGCAAAAUCUAAUGGAGAGGAAGAAAGAAAAGCAGAACAGUCAGAAGGGUGAUAAUGGCAACGCAGAGGAGACUUUCAGAAUCCCGAAUGAUCUAAACCUGUUUGAAACAGGACAACCUGUAAAGGAAGAUGACUGCAAAAGGUUGCUUGAGGUUGAAAAUGAACAGCUCCAGGAUCAGCUUCGAGAGGUCCGAGAUGAGAACUGCAGACUAUACAAACUGGUGACGGAGAAAGAUUUUGAAAUAAAGCAACUCCAGAAAAAAAUACAGGAGGACAGAUUGGCUUUGUCGGGGGCGUCUGGUUUAGCUGGAGAUGUUGCAGCUACUAAAAUAGUUGAAUUGGCCAAAAAGAAUCGUGAGAUAACUGCCGAGACUGAGAGUGAAAAAGCCAAAGUGAAGCAACUGAAUAAUAAAGUCAAAGAGCUGGAGAAAGAACUACAGACAGCGGUAGAAAAAAUACAUUCUCUUGGUGGUGGUGAUGCAGGAAUCAAACAAUCAACUCUGAAGAUGAUAGAAGGAAACUUGGCUGAAAGUCCAGAGGUGAAAGCAUUGCAGGAAAAAUUAACCACAGCCAACUUCAAAGUGAUGGAGUAUCGUAACCAACUCCAGUCUGCAAAACAGGAACUGAAGAUGACCCAAAAGCUUUUAGCAAAUGAGGUUGGCGAGGAUGUGAAUCUUCAAAGCCUCUUGACCAAUUCUGGCAGCUGGCGUGGACGAGCCCAGCAAAUUCUUGUUCUCCAAAGUAAGGUUCGAGAGCUGGAGAAUCAGUUAGGUCAAAACAAGACCAGAACAUCACUGAGAGAGAUUGAUGAGGAGUUGCUGGUCCUUACUGAUCCAAGGAAGUUGUCAGCCCAAGAGAAGAACUUGCUGAAGAUUCGCAGCUUGGAAAAAGAAAAGAAAGAAACUUUGGAGAAACUCACUGGGGAACGUGAUGCUCUCCAAAAAAGUCAUGAGGAAGUGAAAAAAAAACUUGAUGCAUCGAAAGCCAGGAAUAAAGUACUGGGCAGCGAAGUGAAAACCCUGAAGGGACAGAUCGUAACCUUGCUGGAGAAAGGAAAACACGACGAUGAGCUCAUAGACGCCUUACUGAGCCAGCAGAAACAAAUGCAGGAGAUCUUAAAGCACCUGAGCCAGCAGGACGAGAAGAACAAAGAGUCCCAGCAGAUACUAGGACAGCACUUGAACAGUGAGGUUCAGAAACAAAACUGCCUUAUAGAGCAGCUCAGGCAGAUGGUGGCUGAACGAGAAGCAAAGGUUAAAGAGCUGGAAGAGGAGAUUGGGCAACUCACACUUCAGAAGAAAUCUGCCCAUCAAGGGGACGGUUCAGGAGCUGCUGAUACAACACCUUCUGAGCACUCAGAAGAUCCAGGUUUCACUCUGCUUAAGCCUCUGGCAUCAGGCAGCAAUCCGGCUGGAAGGAUUGGAUCUGCUCGCGCAGUGUCCAAGAUGGGCCAUACCCUUGUAGAGUCGGCGGCUACUAAGCCUUCCCUUCUCAGUAAUAACAUCACACCUGGAAGGCUUGCUGGCACUGACAGCCUGGAUUUGAAAGCGCUGCAGACCCAGAUCACGGAGCACAAGGCUCUCUGCCAGGCUGCUGAAGUGGAAAGAGACAGGCUUCUGGAACUGGUCACUGUGCUGCAGAAAAGGGUGGAGGAAGGCAGCGAUAAAGUCUUGGAAGCUGAGAAGAGGCUUCAGGAAGAGCGGCGGCGAUGUGUCAUUUUGGAACAGCAGCUUGAAAAACUGCAAAUGGAGCCAGGGAGGAACAAAAAUGCACAGAAACCUCCCCUGAGGAGCAAAACAGGCCAGUCUGCGAGUCACUCAAGACUCACCUUGAACAUGAGUGAUAGGAAGGAGCUCUCUGCAGCCCAGCUUUCCAAGUUGCCUCUAGAAUCGCAGAUAGAGGAGCUGAGCACGAGGCUUGUGAUCCAGCUGGAUGAGAACGAAGCUCUGAAGGCCGCUUUGGAGACUACUGUGAGAAAGAAAGAGGAAGACUUUAAACUGUAUCAGGACACAAUGGACCAAGUGAAGGAUAUCUUCUUACAGGCCAUUUGGCAGCAGAAACAAAAGAGUUAAGCAAGAUAUUGAGAGUCCUUUGGACUGCAAAGCAGGGAGGGAGCCCAGGCAUCGUGCCCGUGAAUUGAAAUGCAGUGACAGUGUAGUUUUGCAGCCUCACAUCGUGUCAUUUCUUUAGCCUUUGCAGAAGAGGAUGAGAAAUGCAGAUGAAAUACAAAAAGAGUGAAGGUUUUGCACAUCAGCAAAUUCUGUCUGUAAGAGUUAGCAAGCAGCUGCCUCUCAGAUUGCACAUACCAUUAGUCGGUGCAGUAUAGGAAGCUGCAAUUCUGCAGUGUGAUUUUGGGCAAAACCUCCCUAGUUUCAACAGAAUUUUCCUUGAGAAGGCUCGAUUUCCAUAUGCUGCCGCCUUUAUUAGCUCAUGAAGGAAUCUGCUCCACAAAAGUUAGGCCAGCCCCCUUCCUAAGUCAUGCCGGGAGCAGAGUUCUGGUUUUUAUCGGCACACUGAUACCUGUCUGUCUCAGGUUUUCUGUUGUACUUAAGUGCUGAGGGAGUGGAUUAGCCUGGCCUGUGAAUAUCUGCAAGCGAAGUUUGGGGAGGGCUCCAUUCACCAUUCCAACCUGUUUCUUUGCUUGCAAGGUACUGGCAGCAGAGUUCUCUGAAACUCAGUGGAGUUCCCACUGAACAGGUAGGCUGUGCAGAUUACCCCUGCAGUCAGUCAGACCUAUCUUAAAUGCAGCCCAUCCCAUACGAAACCUGCCAUCCGGGUUAUGAAUUCCCUAUUUUUGGGUCUCUGCAUUCAUCCAUCAGGCAGGUCCUUUUCUCCCUAGGAAGAAAUGCCAACAAAACGCAGGCAGGUCCUCACUGCAGUAGUGGAGGGACUUUUGGAGAUGCUGAAAACCUUUGAAUCUCUCUUCUUUUCUCUCGAAGCAUGGUGAGAACACCGAGCGCAAGCUAAUGAGGCAUUAACGUGCAGCCUGCCAGCAGCAAACUAGCCUUGGGGAUUACAAGCAAAUGGAGAGCUAGUCAUUUCUGUGUAGUGCUGCUUUGUUUCUCGGUUGAAAGUCUUGAAACCUCUUCUUUUUCUGCUUUGGUCAGCCUCUUUUUGUGUGUGUGAAGUUUGUCGGACUUUAACCCCAGCCACCACCAGUGCAAAGUGGAUUUGCAGCCAGGCGAGCCGCUGCUCCCUUCCCCAGAACAGACACGGCACCCUGACUCCGCUUGCGCUGCGAUAAGGCGGCGUGAAAAAGAGAGCAGAGCGCGAGUUACUCCGCGUGCGGUGAGGGUCGUGUCAUCCCGGUCUUUUUGCAGCUUAGGUUCAGAGAUGUCUCUCUUCAAAUAGUCCAUGGAAUCCAUGGAAUCUCUGAUGGAGGAGGUCACGGAGCCGAGGAGCUGAACUCUCAGCUCAGCGCCUGGGAGUUAACCCUCCCUGUACUCAAGAGCCCUGCUCCGCUCCCCCAGCGCUGGCCUAUUGCUCAGCAAAGUUGUCAGGUGUCUGUCUCACAAAAAGCGCAACCGAAAUGGUCCCUUGCCAAAUUCCUCCUGCUCACCCCACCAGUGGCAUCAGGGGAAAAGGCAUCUUGCAGCCCGCAGUCCUCUCCUCCCGACAACUCGACGAAUCUAAAUCCCGGAUCGAGAGACAGACACCGUCUCGUUCAAGUGAGCUGUGGUUUGUUUCUGUCCAACUCCAUCCUGAGGAUUACGUAGCAUGGGGUGGAGUGAGCAGGCCAAAGAGAAGAAAUCACCCCACCUCUGACUGACAUUUUAAGGACCUGCAGUAGUGACCAGAUCCCUUUGAAAAGCUGCCUGAGCCGUGGCAAAGGCGUGGAGGUUUUGCUACCCGGUGGCUGCUAAAUUCAGGCCGGUAGCUUGCGGCUGGAGAUUCUGAUUUCGCUUACGCAGAAGUGUGAAUCAAUAAUAUUUUCACAUAAGUACAGGAGGGGCAGUCUGCCGUCCUUUCUAACACACAGUCAGCGAUCGUCUCCUGUCCCGUGAUGAGGCAGUGAAGAUCAUACCACUCUCCAGCAAAAUUCUUCCCGGGGUGGCUGUGAAUCAAGCCAUGAAAUGCAGAUGAGAAACUGGGAGCGCUAUAUGUCACAGAACACAUAUGGCUCGCUAGCACGUGGUGCAAACCUCUUCUCAAGUGCUACAACACUCAUUUCUUUAAACAUAUGCUUGUUUGGGGUUGCACAGAAGCAUUUUCUCUUUCUCUUUCCUGCACAAACACGCACAGAGCGCCACCGGACACCUUGACAAAGAAGGUACUAAGACGUUCUAUGAUGGUUUAAUUAGAGAGCCCGUACCUGUAAGUAACUGUUUCUCAUGGAAAUGGGCAGUCUGUCACAGAGGUGGGGGGCAGGGGCUGAACACAGGCCAAAUUGUCCAGCUCUUCUCAGUUUUUGCCGUAGUUUUGAACUAAAUUCCAUCUGCGCUGCCACAGAGUGCCCUGCCUUUGAAUUCUCCCCGUGCCGACUCUUGCAGCAGCAUCUUCCCCGUUUCCAAAGUACGAGACCGUUUUUCUGGCAGCGCACGUCAUUUUGUCGCUGAGCCUAAGAACCCCUGACAGACCUUGGAAGCAGCCCCGUGUCCCCCAGCCCAUCACUCAGAGAAUAAAAACAGUGAAAAUAUUUUUUCUCACUGCCUGCAAAAGCCCAUGCCACUGGUCCUCAGCCACAGAAUCUCUCCGGCACGCUUGAUGUAUUGUUUGAGCUACAACAUUUCUUUUACGGAGGUAGCUGGGCUUGAUCCGAAACCCCCACAACCCCCUGCUUUCCCUGGAAGUUUGUCCUUGUGGAUAAUUACCGGCCUGUUAAAUUGCCGUGCUUCGAUUCUCAUUUGAAUUUCUCUGGCCUCAGUCUGCAGCCAGUCAUCGUUACACCUUUCUGCUAGAUAAAAGCAGUGCGUGUGCCCAGUGUUUCCUCACUGGGACAGCCUUCAUCGAGUGUAAAGUCACGUCACAGGCCGCUUCUUAAUAAGCUCUGCGUUUUUUCAGUCUCUCUUUGUAGCUAAUGGUGGUGACAAGGCAUCACUGGCAAGGCUGAUGGAUACAGUUAAGCUGCAAAGAACAGCGUAAGGUUAAUUUUGCUGCAAGUGUUUCAGGCUGUGGACGCUCCUUGUUAGGAUUUGGCCAGCUUUUAGCCAACGUGCGCUAAGAAUACGAGUCCUCCAAAUACUUGGGCUGAGCCAAAGGUUGUCUCCUACCCUGGAGCUGGGCAGAGCACUUCCACAAAGCAACCAUAAAGCGCCUGACGGAUGCAUCCGAUAUUUAAAACUACAGCUGAACCGCUGGCAAUAAAUGGCCUUUGAUGAAUUGCCGUCGUUUUCCUUUCGGCCUGGUGCAGGCAUGGCAAGAGUGCAGCUUCCCAAACUGGCCGUAACAUGAAUUAAGUUGCAUUAGUGUGGUUAAAUAUAGUCAGUAUCAACACAGGCGAGCUCUCCCUGCCCCGGGCUCAGCUCGGCCAAGCGGCAGAGGACCAGCCAGCAGCUCAAAGCUGAGCCCGCUCUUACAGCUCCGAUUUAGCCGUAGGCUGGGGCUGCGGGUGGCUCGUGCCCUCUCCAAAGCAGGACAGAGGCGCGGAGAGGAGACAGAUUUCAGUCCUUCAUGUAAGGGAAGUGGGGAGGAAGCUGGCGGCAAAGGGGAACUAAGUGGGAAACUGCUUUGUCAACCCUUCCGGCACUCGCAACCAGCAGCUGCUACUGUCCUGCAAGCCGCGGGGCCCUCUCCCCGUGCAUUACAAAAGGAAUGAGGUUCAGCUUUAAAUGGAAAAACACUCCAGCAGAGACCCGUGCUCUAAAUUAAGCCUCGACUGAGCCAAGAGGGGUAUUGGGUUUCUCCCCUCAUCCUCUCCCCUCCGAACCCAGCUCCGAGCCGGCUGCUCCUGCGGGACAGGGCGGCCUCGCUCAACAAAUGCCACCUCAAUCCCCACGCGUCUCCACUUACAGCUCCAAAACCCGUCCGCAGGCGGGGGGUGAAGCCCUGGGAUUUGGGAGCAGCUCGUUCAGCAACAGGAAUAGUUUACCUGCGGGGCGCAGGCAGCGCGAGGAGGGGCGCGCAUCCCACCGUGUCAUUGACCUAACCGGGAUCGUGAGGAGAGGAGCCGAGGGCUUUGGGCUUCGCCCCGACGCUGGGUUGUCCCUGCCAGGUGGUGGGACGGAGGCUUUCCCCAGGGCAGCGGGAGAUCCUGGGACCUUUGGUGGGGUUGGUGUGUGCCACGGGGGACAGGCAGAGCCGUUCUGGGGGUGCUGAGAGGGGUUCUUGGGGGUGACCUUGGGUGGAUCGCUGGCUGGAUGGGGCACACAUCCCCCUCUCCUGAGCUGUCCUGCGAGCAGGGAGGUGCCUGCUGAGGUCCUGGUGGGGUUGGCAUGUUCCCAGCAACACGUUCGCAUGGGAACCCAGUAUAAAACAACCCUCGUGGGUUAUUAUAACCCCCUCUCCUUCCAGUUCACCCCAUAAAGAGCUGCUCCAGCAGCAGGAAAACAGCAGGAUAAGGCAGGGAGCCAACAGCCGGGAGGAGGCUCCUUUGGUGUCCCCAUCAAACAUCUCCACUCUGUGCCGUGCCUGGCUGGAACGGAGCUGAGAGCCUUUCGCUGAGCCCCACCACCUUCCCACUCGCUUUCUCGGACACUAAAGAAGGGCCUGGUGUCAGGUCGUGUGCCACAACUUCCAGCAACCCGCCAGAUGUUUGAAAAAACUAUCCUUAAAAUCAGCUCGGAGCCAUGAACAAACAGCCCUGGGUCAUAAAGCAGCAGCGCUGGGGCAAUAAAACACAGGGGCAUCCCCUGUGCCGAGGAAGGCGCGCUGGUCACAUUAAAAAUAAAUCUUAUUAUAUUAGAAAUCAAGAGCAGGGUCUUUUUUUUUUUUUAAUUUUAAUAAUAUCUGUAAAUUAAAGCUAAAUGAUUUUUAUCA
This is a messenger RNA of Phalacrocorax carbo (great cormorant), 7128 nucleotides long. Lineage: Eukaryota; Metazoa; Chordata; Aves; Suliformes; Phalacrocoracidae. The record is from RefSeq and is a predicted model, not a curated record.